This is a messenger RNA of Strongylocentrotus purpuratus (purple sea urchin), 1364 nucleotides long. RefSeq names its product aqualysin-1. NCBI's taxonomy places the organism in Eukaryota, Metazoa, Echinodermata, Echinoidea, Camarodonta, Strongylocentrotidae. The coding region runs from base 150 to 1298 and encodes 382 amino acids. The transcript has 8 exons. Gene Ontology annotation, biological process: proteolysis. Gene Ontology annotation, molecular function: serine-type endopeptidase activity. The record is from RefSeq and is a predicted model, not a curated record.
CUGUUUGUUGGAUCAUCAGUCUGUUGCCACUGGAAAGCAGAACCUUAGCAGACGCAGGAAACAUCGUGAAUCAAUAAAGUUAUAAUAUCAACUUAUUGUGGAUAUCUUUGCUGGUAUCUUUGCUGGUAUCUUUGCUGGUAGGAAGGUGAAUGAUGAAGUUGAUCGUCGUAAUAUUGUCGGCCUUUGUGGUCGCCGCGACUGCUAAGAACGCCACAUUUUACACGGUAGAAGAGUCGAUUGAUGACCACUACAUAAUCGUGAUGCAGCCCGGUUACGAUACUGAUGCCAUCAAGACACUGAUCUUGGAAGACGUUUCAGGAAUCUUUGAUGGUGCUUAUGUCGAGCAUACGUAUACCACAGCCAUUCAGGGCUUCUCAGCUAAACUCUCCAAAAGAGCUGUCGAAAAGCUGCUAGCCAGAGAAGAAAUAAAGUACAUAACCCAAGAUGGCGUCGCCCGUACAUCAGCUGUUGCAUCCUGGGGCUUAGAUCGUGUUGACCAAAGACUGUUGCCUUUAAAUGGAAAAGCAGAGUUUUCAGGCGAUGGCACAGGCGUUAACGUCUAUGUUAUCGACACUGGCAUCGCUCCAGAUAGUCUUUACUUUGAAGGCCGAGCCGUGGCUGCCUUUGAUAGUGUUGGUGAUGCGGAUUACGGAAUUGACUGUCAAGGUCAUGGAACCCAUUGUGCUGGGACAGUAGGGAGUAACAUGUACGGAGUGGCCAAAGAUGUCAAGCUGUUUGGUGUAAAGGUAUUAGGCUGUGAUGGAACUGGCUCAACGAGCGGGGUCAUUGCAGGUGUUGAUUUUGUGGCGACAUCUGGCCAAAAGCCAGCGGUAGCAUCCAUGUCGCUUGGAGGCGGCCGCAACUAUGCAUUUGAUGAUGCCCUGAAGUCUCUCAUUAUCGAUGCCGGGAUCACUAUAGUGGCAUCCGCUGGUAACUCCGAUGAUGAUGCAUGCCGAUACUCACCUGCCGGGGUCGAACAGGUAAUAACUGUCGGGGCUACAGCUGUAGACGAUGAACGGGCCUAUUUCUCCAACUAUGGAGAGUGUGUGGAUAUAUUUGCCCCUGGUGUGGACAUCCCAAGUGCAUAUAUCGGAGGUAUAGAGGAGACACGAACAUUCAGUGGUACAUCAAUGUCUUGUCCCCACGUCACAGGUGCUGUUGCUAUCCUUCUGGCUGACAAUCCCAACCUGACACCGGCAGAACUCGCAGCAAAAGUCAUAGAGAUGUCCACAAAAGGCUUGGUCACUGAUCCUGGAUGCGAUUCUCCGAAUCGUCUCCUUUACGUACCACACUGUUAAAACAAGUAUUAAAAAACUGCGGGUUAAAAAAAUGUUGAUUAAAAAACACUCGACCAUGGUUAAAAA